AUGGCUUGUAUUACUUUCCCCAAGUAUUCUAUUUCUUUAAAUGGCUCCCUCCAUGGCUAUUUCAAAGGAGAAAGAGGCUUAAGACAAGGUGACCCCCUCUCACCUUACUUGUUCAAUCUGGGUAUGGAAUAUCUCUCAAGGCAGUUGGAUAUGCUUAAGGAUGACAGGUCUUUCAAAUUCCAUCCUAGAUGUGGUAAUCUUAAAAUCACUCAUCUAAUUUUUGCAGAUGAUCUUCUCCUCUUCUCCAAAUGUGACCUUCAUUUAGUUAGGUUGCUCUACAAUUGCUUCAAGGACUUCAAUGUAGUUUUAGGACUAGAAGCUAAUCCUGGGAAAUGCAAAAAAAUUUAUGGAGGCAUUGAUGAAAAUCUAAAAGGCCUUGUUUCUAACCUUCUGAAUUUCUCUGAGGGUGUCUUGCCCAUCACAUAUCUGGGAGUUCCUCUGAUAUUGAGAGUGCUCCAGAAAAUAGAUGAAUUGUGCGGGAAUUUUAUGUGGGGAAAAUCUGAGCAGGUUCAUAAAAUUCCUCUUAUUUCAUGGGAUAAAACCUGCUUGAAUAAGAAGUUUGAUGGUCUAGACAUCUAUUCUGCUUCUACAUGGAGUAUGGCUACAACACUGAGGUUACUCUGGAAUAUCCAUGUCAAUAAAGAAAAUCUAUGGAUCAAGUGGAUACACGACACAUAUUUAAAAAACAAUGAUGUUCGGCAUGUUCAGGCAAAUAAUAGUGAUUCAUGGAUGUGGAAGCAGAUUUUGAAGGGAAGUUUGGGUCAUGGUUAUGGAUUGGUUACAGUUCAGGUGGAGAUCGUGCAAUUGGAAUCAAAUUUUAAACUGGUUUUGUACCAGGCUGAGGGGGAGAGGAUUCAAGAAAAAGCUAAAGAAAAUGGCUCUUGCCUCAACAAUUUAUAG
This is a messenger RNA of Asparagus officinalis (garden asparagus), 900 nucleotides long. RefSeq lists its product as uncharacterized. The transcript has 3 exons. The record is from RefSeq and is a predicted model, not a curated record. Lineage: Eukaryota; Viridiplantae; Streptophyta; Magnoliopsida; Asparagales; Asparagaceae. Bases 1 to 900 code for a protein of 299 amino acids.